Rattus norvegicus (Norway rat) is the source of this 2548-nucleotide messenger RNA. NCBI's taxonomy places the organism in Eukaryota, Metazoa, Chordata, Mammalia, Rodentia, Muridae. The record is from RefSeq and is a predicted model, not a curated record.
GCGCCGACGCACAGCGCGGUGUGCGCACGCCGCCCGCGGGAGCUCGCGAGUGGCUAGAACGGUAGUGGCUAGAGCCGGCAGAGCGGGCUGAGCGGGCGCCAACCGCCCGGGGCGCGGCGGGAGGCGGCGCGGGGUGGCUGGUGGAGGUCCCCGGGGCUGCGGGUCAUGAUCGACUCUGUGAAGCUCCGUCGCGACUGCGCGACCGACUUCUUCUCGCACUAUGAGUACCUGUGCGCGCUGCAGGACUCGGCGCCGCUGCCCGCCGUGCGCGCCUGCCUGCGGGAUGGCGUGCUGGACUUCAAUGCCGACCGGCUGCGCGCGGUGGACUGGGCACCGCUGCUCAGCUCGCUCAGGGUGAACCGUGACCUGCCGCUGGUGGCCAUCAAGAGCUCCUUCCAGCCGUGGCUCGGGGAGUCAGUUCUACGGUCCGGAGGUGCUGAUGCACACAGAGUUUGUAGAAAUCGAGUUCCUUCAGUAAGAUCCAAAGACAUAAGCUUCCAGUUAUGUAAGGCUCUUAAAGGCUGCUUAAGUGUAUCAGGCGUGCUCAGAAAUCUGGAGCUAAAUGGGCUGAUUCUGAGAGAGAGAGAUUUGACUAGUCUAACAAAGGGAUUGAGUAAAUCAGCCUCUUUGGUGCACCUGUCUCUUGCAAACUGUCCAGUUGGAGAUGGAGGUUUAGAAAUUAUUUGUCAAGGUAUAAAGAACUCCGUCACUCUCAAGACCGUCAACUUCACAGGAUGCAAUCUGACGUGGCAAGGAGCCAGUCAUAUGGCCAAGAUCUUAAAGUAUCAAACCAUGAGAAGACAUGAAGAGACCUGGGCUGAGAGUCUUCGCUACAGGAGGCCGGAUCUUGACUGCAUGGCCGGCUUAAGGCGCAUCACACUGAAUUGCAACACACUCAUUGGUGACCAGGGUGCAAGUGCUUUUGCAGACUCUCUCAGUGAGGAUUUAUGGCUUCGGGCACUUGACCUGCAGCAGUGCGGCCUUACCAGUGAAGGGGCGAAGGCUUUACUGGAGGCCUUGGAAACCAACAGAACCCUGGUCGUUCUGGAUAUAAGGAAAAACCCACUUAUUGAUCAUUCUAUGAUGAAAGCAGUUAUCAGAAAGGUUCUCCAGAACGGAAGGAGUGCAACUUCAGAGUACCAGUGGGUAACGUCCCCGUCACUGAAGGAACUGCCCAAAACCACUAAGCAGAAAAAGAAAACGAUCGUCCUAGGAAGCAGUCGAAAAGGAAAAGCUACUAUUCGAGUUGGUUUAGCUACAAAGAAACCUGUGAGUAAUGGGAGAAAACAUGGGCUCAGUAAAGACUCCUAUGCUCCCGACCCUCUGCCUCCAGGCGCGUCUGGUUUCUUGCCCUGGCGCACGGCAGAACGUGCAAGAAGAAACAGGAGUUUUCCAUUAAUCAAAACUCAUGAUCUGUCUAAUCACCUGCAGCAAUCAGAUUUCCCUGUGACUGUGACAGUAGAAAGUCCUUCAUCCUCAGAAACUGACGAGUCUGAGGAUUCUUCAGAAAGUGUCCAUGAAGUGCCUCAGAAAACCAGCAUAAGACAAGAAACAUUACAGGAGAAGCUGGAGGAGUGCCUAAAGCAGCUAAAGGAGGAGAGAGUGACCCGCCUCAAAACUGACAAGCGCAUCAGUGAGCUGGAACAUGAAAAUGCCCAGCUAAGAAAUAUAAAUUUCUCCCUGUCUGAAGCCCUUCAAGCACAGUCAUUGACGAGCAUGAUCCUGGACGAUGAAGGAGUCUUGGGCAGCAUCGAGAAUUCUUUUCAGAAGUUCCACGCCUUUUUGGAUCUCCUUAAAGAUGCUGGGCUCGGGCAGCUUGCCACUAUGGCUGGUAUAGAUCAGUCAGAUUUCCACCUGUUAGGUCGUCCCCAGAUGAGUUCUACGGUUAACACACCUGUGGAAGAACAGAAAGGACUUGAAGAUGAAAAUCUGGAUCUGAAGCAGACUGCUGUAGGACAAAUGCAGGACAUCGGUGUUCCAGCUUCCACACAAGAGGCAGCAGGAUCUUCUCGAGACCACCUGGGGGUUGUAGCCCUGGAGCAGCAGGAGGGCUCUGCAGUGGGAUUCAUUGCUAUAACAGGCUCUCCUUCAGCAGAUGGCAUUUCAGGAGGCAGAAGUCUAGAAGAGGUGGUGUUGUCAAAGCACAGCAGGUCUUCUUCAGGCAAAGGGAGCACAGCAAGCGAGCCCUCCAGAAGGCAGUCUGCUGAGAGACACUCCAGGAAGGACCUGCAUUCCGACUCCGACUCCCCUGUGAACUCAAAAGGCAAAGGACCUGGGGAAAAGAGGUCUUUGCUUAAUGAGCCAAUUAAAAGUGAAUCUUUGAAAAAAUGUGUUUCUAUCAAGAAAGAAAAUAGAAUAGUGACUGUAUCAUCAAAGAGUAUCAAAAGUAAACCCAAUCUGCUAGAACAUUCUGAAAGUGAUACUAUUGGGUCUGAUUUUGAAUUUCAAGAGCAUGACCAUUCGUCAGCACACCUGACCUGACAUAGGUCUAACCUUUUGAAAUUAUGAUUUUUGCCUUAAAAUUUUAAUAAAUUUUCUUAUGUUUUUA